This is a messenger RNA of Klebsormidium nitens, 324 nucleotides long. NCBI's taxonomy places the organism in Eukaryota, Viridiplantae, Streptophyta, Klebsormidiophyceae, Klebsormidiales, Klebsormidiaceae. The record is from the annotation of a GenBank genome assembly.
AUGUUUCAUCCAAGAAUAUACAGAGGUGGGAUGGCUAAUGAGAGCGCAGCACAAGAUGAUGAUAACCUGAAAAAGAAGCGUGGUGGAAGGAAGCAUAAAGGAAGUAGCCUGCGCAGAGCACUUCAGACCCCCGAGCACGGGCAAGAACCCCCCGACCUGGCCAAACUGCUGUGGUAUUCGUGUGGUGUUGCAGCAGUUCUUCUGCAGUGCAUCGCAUCCGACCCAGAGACCAGGCCACCCUUCCUGAAGGCACAACUCCCCCUCUGGGUGUUUCCGUUGAUAGACACGACUGAGGAGUCAGAGGUUUACGAAUACAUGCGGUGA